AAGAUGCAUGGGUGUGUAUGUGGAGAGGGCUGCCAGGCUCUGCCCCCGAAAGUCUGGGGCUGGUGGAGGCGGCACCCUGGCCGGGACAGUGUUGCUCCUUUAAAAGUGGUUGCGGGCCCAGGGUCCAGUCAUUGGGAAAGUGGGAGGAAGAAGGGAGCAGCAUGGUUAGACCUUCGCUUCAACCUGGGCUGGGACCAUGCCUCCUGCUGUGGCUGCUGCUGCCCCGGGUGCCCGAUCCCAGGGUGGAGGCUCAGAGGACCUGGCCCUCUCCGUUCUGCCCCGCGGUCUGCGAGCCAAGGCGCUGCCCGCCGCUGCCCACCUGCGCCUCGGGGGCCGCGCCGGUGCAGGACCGCUGCGGCUGCUGCCGCGUGUGCCCCGCGGCCGAGGGCGAGGUGUGCGGCGGGGCGCUCGGCCGGCCCUGCGCCCCGGGGCUGCAGUGCAGCGCGGCGCUCCGCUCAGGGCGCCUGUGGGGCACCCGGCUGGGCACCUGCGGCUGCCCGGCGGCGGGGGCGGCCGUGUGCGGCAGCGACGGGCGCACCUACCGCAGCCUGUGCGCGCUCCGGGCCGAGAACCGCGCCGCGCGCCGCCGCGGGGCGCUCCCCGCGCUGCCAGUGCAGAAGGGGGACUGCAGGGACCGAGGGACCAGAAGCGCAGGCUGGCUCAGGAGCAACUACAACUUCAUCGCAGAGGUGGUGGAGAAGGUGGCGCCCUCGGUGGUUCACUUGCAGCUAUUUAGGAGGUCACCUCUCAGCGGCAAGGAUAUCCCUGUGUCCAGUGGCUCUGGGUUCAUAGUGUCUGAGGAUGGGCUCAUCGUUACCAAUGCCCACGUCGUCACCAACCGGCAGCGAAUCCAGGUGGAGCUGCAGAGUGGGGUCCAGUAUGAAGCCACUGUCAAGGACAUUGACCAUAAACUGGACCUUGCACUGAUUAAGAUUGAGCCAAAUACUGACCUUCCAGUAUUGCUGCUGGGAAAGUCAUCUGACCUGCGGGCCGGAGAGUUUGUGGUGGCCUUGGGCAGCCCGUUUUCUCUGCAGAACACAGUGACUGCGGGGAUUGUCAGCACUACACAGCGAGGGGGCAAAGAGCUGGGGCUGGAGGAUUCAGACAUGGACUAUAUCCAGACCGAUGCCAUAAUAAAUCACGGAAAUUCUGGGGGGCCUCUGGUGAACUUGGAUGGUGAUGUGAUUGGCAUAAAUACACUGAAGGUGACCGCAGGAAUCUCCUUUGCAAUCCCCUCUGAUCGAAUUCGAGAAUUCUUGGCAGAAUUCCAUGAGCGCCAGUUGAAAGGAAAAAAGGCUCUUUCACAAAGAAAAUAUCUGGGUCUGCGAAUGCUGCCCCUCAGUAUGAACCUUCUUCGAGAAAUGAAAAGGCAAGAUCCAGAUUUCCCUGUUGUGAGUUCUGGGGUUUUUGUAUAUGAGGUGAUUCAAGGAACAGCUGCUGAAAGCUCUGGGUUGCGAGACCACGAUGUAAUUGUCAGCAUAAAUGGACAACCUGUUACUACCACAAACGAAGUUAUUGAAGCGGUCAAGGACAAUGAUUCCCUCUCCAUGAUGGUUCGUCGGGGAAGUCAAACUUUGAUCCUGACAAUCACACCUGAAAUAAUUGAUUAAGUACCUUGACUUAAAGAUGAAUUAUUUAACAAAACCCAAGUUAUAUUACCUUGUUUGUAUUGAAGAUGUGCCAAAGAUGGCUAGGGUUUUUAGGAUCUUUCUUAUAAAGGAAAAUGAAUGCUUAAGUAUGCAUAUGCACACGCGCACAAACACACACACACACAAACAAACACACACACACACACACACACACUUGGGAACUAUUAGAUUGGGGGUGUACUGCUAAGAAGCUUUACUAAAAAGGAUGUGGUGCCAGGAAGUCUGGGAAGCUGAGAAAAUUUUGUUUAAAGAUAGGAACAACUGGGAAAAAGGCAGUUUCUAAUUUAACCUUGACAGAAGGGCCCUUUAGUAUUGUUAAACUUCCCUAUAGCUACAAACUCUCUCUCUCUCACACACACACACACACACACACACACACACACACACACACACGGCAGGGGUCCUGCUGUGCACCCAGACCUGCCUUCUGGGUUUGGCCAUUUCGGCAAAGUCUGGGCAGCCCCGCUGGCUGCCUGGACCUGGGUUUCCGCUGUGGCGCCUGGUCCCUGGGCAGGUGAGUGCCCUCCCAGGAGCCACAGCAGCCUGGCUUUGUGGGGAUGGGCUGGCUGGUUUGGGGAAGGAACCCCUGUCCACCAAAAAAACAAAGAAUUACCAGAACUCUGCAGAGCAUCUGAGACCUCCCUUGACACACUCUCCACCACUCUGGCUCUGUCCCCGGCCACCACAUUCUGGUCCUUGAAGCAAGUGGCCGCACUACUGAACAGAGUGACAGGGGCCCGGAUGGUGGGAGCCAGGUGUUCCUUGCUCUUCUUGUCCAGCUGGGACCAGAGGGAGCCCAGGCAGCGGAGGGCACUUUUUUUUUUAUCAGCUCUUGCGAAGCAGGGGGAGUGUCACCUGGCUCUCUCACACUUAGGAUCAGCAUCCAGUCAACCCU
Pipistrellus kuhlii (Kuhl's pipistrelle) is the source of this 2544-nucleotide messenger RNA. It is a transcript of the gene HTRA4, whose product is annotated as HtrA serine peptidase 4. Gene Ontology annotation, molecular function: protein binding; serine-type endopeptidase activity. The record is from RefSeq and is a predicted model, not a curated record. The coding region runs from base 18 to 1610 and encodes 530 amino acids. Gene Ontology annotation, cellular component: extracellular region. The transcript is spliced from 9 exons. NCBI's taxonomy places the organism in Eukaryota, Metazoa, Chordata, Mammalia, Chiroptera, Vespertilionidae. Gene Ontology annotation, biological process: programmed cell death; proteolysis; positive regulation of apoptotic process.